GUUCUCACAUACGUCGCAGAGAUAACCCAGCCUCACUUACGUGGAAUGCUCUCUACGACAAGCACGAUGUCUGUUGUGAUAGGAAUCUUAAGCCAGUUCAUUCUAGGUACAUUCUUUUCAUGGAGAACAGUAACAUUCAUAAACUGCGCUAUCCCAAUUAUAUCUUUCAUGUCGCUCAUGUUCAUACCUGAAACGCCUGUUUGGCUCAUUACAAAAAACAGAUAUGAUGAAGCUAAAAGGAGUAUAGCAUGGCUAAGGGGAUGGACAACCAUUGACAAUAUCGAAAAUGAGUUCCAAGAGCUCUACAAGCACAACAUGAAGACAAAGGAGAAUGUCUGCACAAAGAACAGUCUUGCGAAAAAACUUCAAACUGUGAAACUUUUCGCGAAACGCAACUUUAUUCGACCUUACCUCUUGAUAAUGCUGGGCUUCUUUCUGGGACACUUCAAUGGAAAUACCCCAUUCCAGGCUUAUGCAAUCAAAAUAUUCAAAGCAAUGAGAGCCCCACUAAGCGAGUAUUAUUCAACAGUGCUGAUGGGACUGGUGCAACUUCUUGGGUGUAUACUAAGCGUCACACUAAUCAGUUUCCUUGGGAAGAGGGUUAUUAACUUUAUUUCUCUAUUUGCAUCAGGGAUCUGCUUCUUGAUAGUUGGAACCUACGCACAUUUAAACAAUAUUAAUUAUAUGACGGAGCCUGUGGUAGUCAAUGCGACUACUGACGAAUAUCCACAUCGAUGGAUAUCAGUCACGUUCCUUGUUGGUUCCGCUUUCUUCACUUACCUCGGUAUAAAAAUCCUACCCUGGAUCCUCAUCGGAGAGCUUUUCAGCAAUGAAAUUAGAGCUACCGCUUCCGGUUUGUCCGCAGGAAUGGGUUAUGUCAUUGGUUUCCUCGCCAACAAACUAUUCCAAGAUAUGGUAGCCACUUUCUCGUUACCAGGAGUGUUUUGGUUUUACGGUUGUGUUGGUAUUGUGGGAACCGUUGUAUUACAUUUUGUUUUGCCAGAAACAGAGGGAAAAUCUCUAUUUGAGAUUACCGAACAUUUUGACGGGGGAACUAAGCUGAGAAAGAGUGUGAGAAGGAAAAGGACGUUUGAGGGUAAUGUUAACAAAGCUUUCGAAUCUAAUGAGAAUGGAAAAGUAGAGAGCAAUCUAUAGCAAGAAGAGGAAAACGUAAGCCAAUACUCAUAGUUUAUACCUGAAAAUCUCAUGUGAUAUUGAUUAAUUUUCGAGAAGUUUCGGCAAGACAGAAAUCAAUAAAUAUCAUAUUUUUCGAUUUGUAUUAUUCUGUCCGAUGUCUAUCAAUCUUAGUAUAUUGACUGAUUUUGAAAAUUGUAAAUUGUUUCGUUACAUGGUGAAGUGAAUAUAUUUUAUGAAUUUUU
This is a messenger RNA of Leptinotarsa decemlineata (Colorado potato beetle), 1379 nucleotides long. Its product is annotated as facilitated trehalose transporter Tret1. Lineage: Eukaryota; Metazoa; Arthropoda; Insecta; Coleoptera; Chrysomelidae. The record is from RefSeq and is a predicted model, not a curated record. Gene Ontology annotation, cellular component: membrane. Gene Ontology annotation, biological process: transmembrane transport. Gene Ontology annotation, molecular function: transmembrane transporter activity.